Coregonus clupeaformis (lake whitefish) is the source of this 3278-nucleotide messenger RNA. Its product is annotated as matrix metalloproteinase-15. Lineage: Eukaryota; Metazoa; Chordata; Actinopteri; Salmoniformes; Salmonidae. Gene Ontology annotation, biological process: proteolysis; collagen catabolic process; extracellular matrix organization. The transcript has 10 exons. The coding region runs from base 777 to 2903 and encodes 708 amino acids. Gene Ontology annotation, cellular component: extracellular matrix. The record is from RefSeq and is a predicted model, not a curated record. Gene Ontology annotation, molecular function: zinc ion binding; metalloendopeptidase activity.
GAGAAAUUGCUUUGUCUAAUAGACUCCCCACAGUAUGUAGGCAACAUUGCUUUCCUCCCGUAUUCUCUAGCAGAAAGUCUGUUCCCUUGUUUUCUCAGAAGGCAGUGAGGUUAUUGGACUAUCAAUGUAAUCCAGUGCAGCCUGCAAGAGAUGCUGUGGUUGAACUCAAAUCUAACAGACUUUCAGGAUACUUGGAAAUUUAAGACAAUUGCGUUUUUAUUUGUGUUAUCCUCCACAUUUACGUUUUCAGCACAGUGUGGAUACAUCUUACCACAGAACAUGACGCUUGUUCAAACUAAAAUACUUUUCUCUCGCUACUCUUCUCACUCACAGGCCUACUUCAUCGUGCAGAAAAGCUAUUUGACUGUAGAGGGGGAGUAGGUAACACACUGUAAUAUUCCAGAGGACAUGCUGUUUUUACCAUUCGCUCAUGUGGGUCAUUAGGAAAUGGGCUUAAAUUGAAAACUGACUCAGGCCUUUGAAUAACCCAUGAUCACAUAUUUGGACAAUUACAAAUAAUUUCUUCCAGUGCGACUAAGCCGAGCUGUUUCAGAAACGUGGAUACUUUGCAAGCGAUCUGAUUUGAGCGCGCCUCGACCCAAUGUCCAGUGGUUGAACUGCGGCGAGAACUUCAUAAAACAUACAAGAGACUGGAUUUUGAACUCAACCAAGUUUGACUUUAUGUAGUCACAUAGCAGUACACAUCACUUGACCGCAGUUUCCAAUCACUUCUGACUGUGACCGUCCAUUGCAUGGGCUAACAAGAGCGCACAAAGAUGGCAUCCCUCUCGAGAAGCGCUUCUCCGGGGUUGUGGAAACAAAUCAUGGCUCCACUCGUCUUGCUCUUGUGCAACAGGCUUGUGGCCAAUGCGGACGAAGACACUUUCAACGCAGAGUCGUGGUUGCGGAGGUUUGGCUACCUUUCCCAAGCCAGCAGACAGAUGUCAACCAUGCAGUCCUCUCAGAUCCUGUCCAAUGCCGUCAGUGACAUGCAGCACUUCUAUGGCCUGGAGGUCACUGGAGAGAUGGACCCUGCCACACUGAAGGCCAUGAGAAGGCCUCGCUGUGGAGUCCCAGACAAAUCUGUUGAGCAGGCUGAGAAUGGUGUGAGGCGGAAACGCUAUGCUCUCACUGGCCAGAAGUGGGACAAGAACCAUCUGACUUACAGCAUUAUGAACACCACCCCAAAGAUUGGUGAGGUGCGGACACAGGAGGCCAUCCGCAGAGCUUUCAAGGUGUGGGAGCGCGUGACUCCACUGAGCUUUGAAGAGAUCGCUUUCCAAGACAUCACCAACAGCAGCCAGGACGCGCUAGAUAUCAUGCUAUUGUUUGCCUCUGGUUUCCAUGGAGACAUGUCUCUGUUCGAGGGCGAGGGGGGGUCCCUGGCUCAUGCCUACUACCCAGGUCCCGGGAUGGGCGGAGACACGCACUUUGAUGCAGACGAACCCUGGACCCUUGACAACCACGAUCCAUCAGGUAUUGACCUCUUCCUGGUUGCGGUGCAUGAGCUGGGCCAUGCUCUGGGUCUGGAGCACUCUGAUAACCCCAAUGCUAUCAUGGCUCCCCUUUACCAGUACAUGGACACAAAUACCUUCUCACUCCCAGAGGAUGAUAGGAAUGGAAUACAGAAGAUAUAUGGACCUCCAGACGAUGCUUCCACUCAGGACCCACCCGCCACCUCUGAUGAUGACACCUCCCCAAACCAAGACCCCACCACCACUACUCCUACAGACCUAGACCCCACCGCCACCCCUGAUAGUCCCCUUGAGACAGACACCCCCAGCCCCACCUAUGACCCUGAUACCCCAGACCAAUCAGAACCAGAUCCCACCGACGCACCUCCCCUACCCGACCCAGACCCCACCAUCCCCUGGCCUGAUCCCGUGCCAGUGACCCCCUACAUCAGGAGGGAUGAGCCUCGUCGCCCCCCAAAGCAGCCAGACCACACUGCCCCCAACAUCUGUGACGGGGACUUUGAUACGGUCACCAUGCUGCGAGGGGAGAUGUUCGUCUUCAAGGGUCGCUGGUUCUGGAGAGUUAGAAGGAACCAUGUCCUGGACAACUAUCCAAUGCCCAUCUCGGUCUUCUGGGUUGGACUACCUGAUGAUAUAGACUCUGGUUAUGAACGGCAUGAUGGAAAAUUUGUCUUUUUCAAAGGUGAGAGGUACUGGGUAUUCAGGGAGGCUGACGUGGUGCCUGGUUACCCCCAGCCCCUGGUAGAGUAUGGUCAGGGCCUCCCCACAGACAGGAUCGAUACAGCCAUCUGGUGGGAACCCACUGGCUACACAUACUUCUUCAGAGGAGACAGAUACUGGCGUUUUGAUGAAGAGUCCCGCACCGGUGACAGAGACUACCCGAAACCUGUCUCCAGGUGGGGCAAGGUCCCAUCCUCUCCUAAAGGAGCCUUCCUCAGCGAUGAUGGCUUUUACACAUACUUCUACAAGGGCUCCAAGUACUGGAGGUUUGAUAACCAGAAGAUGAAGGACGACUCAGGCUACCCCAGAUCCAUCCUUAAAGACUUUAUGGGCUGUGAUGGAGCCCCGGACGUGGACCCAGACACAGAUACAGACGACACAGUUACAGGCCGCAAGUGGCCCACAGUGGACCAGCCAAAACCACAACCACCAGUUGGCUCAGACCCAGAUGAGGUGGACCGAGAGACCGAUAAGGAUUACACCAACGAUGUGGAUUAUGAACCUGAUGCGAAGGACAAAGAGAUGGAUGUGGUGGUGAAGAUGGCUGAGAACGAGGCCAAGGUUAUGACCCUGAUCAUGGUGACCGUGCCCCUGGUCCUGGUGCUGUGCAUCCUACUAUUGAUCUAUGCUAUUAUUAACACCCUGCAGAAGAAAGAGGCGCCCAGACUUUUGGUCCACUGCAAACGAUCCCUGCAGGAGUGGGUUUGAUCUGCUCAAGAAAUAGAUUCACAAACACACACAAUACAUAGGCACAUACCGUUUGCACACAUAUACACACACAAACAUUACAUAAAAAUACAAGCACAUAGUUUCCGUAUCUUUCCUCCAUGGUGCUUUACCCGAUCUUGUUUAUAACAUAUAAUAUGCACUUUUAACGUCCUGUGUUUAGAUUUGUUGUGUUAGUUGCGGUUGUAGUUUUAAGUGUGUUUAGCAAAACAUUUCCGUGAAUGUCCUUAUAAAACAGAGUGGUGGUGCGUGUCUACAACCAGCAAAGGAAUGUCUAACAGUUGUGUGUGCUGUAAACACAAGGGGGAGACAAGGCGGGUGGAAGGGAGGUGGGAGAAGGAGGGAAGGAGGUGGGAC